Molecule: messenger RNA, 519 nt
Organism: Penicillium coprophilum
Lineage: Eukaryota; Fungi; Ascomycota; Eurotiomycetes; Eurotiales; Aspergillaceae
Exons: 1
Coding region: 1-519 (172 amino acids)
Source: RefSeq, a predicted model, not a curated record
AUGGCCUCCGGACUCUUUUUUGACCCGCGUACCCUCAUUUUCGACCACCGUACACUCCUCCGUACCGCCCCACUCAUAACCUCCACCUGUACACUCUGGUACUCGCUCGACCAGGACUUCUUCCUAAAGGUCUUCCUCCACCCAGACCACCGCACCCGCAGCAAUGAGAUCCUGCCAUCCUAUUUCCGGGGCUUCUUCGGCUACGGUACCGUACGCGUGCUGGCCCUUCUCACACUGACCUUGACGGGGGGUGGAUAUAAUAUCUGGACAGAGCGACGGUCGGGAUUGGGUAGCUCGGCCUCCCUACCUUGGUAUACUGCUGGCACAAUAUUAGCUGCCAGUCACCUUCUCUUUGUGCCCGCGGUUGCGCCCAAGGUCCAGGCUGUGAUCGAGGAUACGUCGAAGGGCUCGUCGACGAAGGAUCUCGAGGGUUGGCUGACUGUUCAUCGUGUGCGUACGUGGACGGUUGAUCUGGCUUCGUGGGUGUGUUUUGCGAUUGGAAUGUCAAUUGUCGAGUGA